AGUCAGCAAUGCGGGGCAGUGUCUGGAAAACCUGCCGAAGCACUGGAGCAGCCCUGGGCAGGCUGGGAUGGGACUGGGCAGGAGGAAGGGCUGCCCUUACAGCAAGAGAAAGCAUCCGCUGUGCUGACAGGCUGUGGAGCACCCGAGGGAAGUGAAGCCCUACUGAGUUCCCAAGAGGUGGGACCAGAGGAUAAGGAUCGAAGUCCAGUGGGAGGCUCGAAGCCAUGUGGCCUGGCAGGGGAUGGCCAUGGGAUCGAGGAGCACAAAGGGAGCCCAGUACAGAGCCCGGAUAUCUGCAUGGUAGCGGAGGGGCUCUCAGGAACGAUUGGUGACAAGGAAGAAAGUCCCAGAAUGGUUCUUCAGAUGGAAGAGAUCGAGACCCAGUCGCCUUCAUCAGCUGUGCCCGAGCAUGGCCACCCUCACACCACUGCAGGGUCAGAGCGGGAUAAACCCAGCUCUCCUGCCCCUGUGUCCUUUCCUCAUCAGUCCACCCCUGUCCCUGCAGAGCCAGCCCCAGGCACUGAGACUGAGGCCAGAGAUGUGUCCCAGGGCACCAGCCCUGGGAGAGUUGUGGCCAUAGCCAGGGAUGUGAACCCUGCAGCAGAGGUGGCAGGCAGAGAAGCAAGCCCUGUGGUAGGCAGAGGAGAACCCACGGAUGUGAGCUCUGUAUCAGAGGUGGCAAUACCCUGGGGCACCAAUCCUGAAUCUGAAGAACAACCCCAAGAUGCUGCAUGGAAACCAUGCCAAGAUACAAGCCCUGUCACAAGAGGACUACCCCAAAACACAGAUGCUGCACCAGAGCCCAUCCAGGUCAGAGACCCAGCCACAGGGGAAGUAGCCCAGGACAUUGAUACUGUCACAACAAGGGCAACCCAGAGCAAAGUCCAUGCUACAGAAGAGCCACUCCAGGAGGAGAAGCCCAUGAUAAAAGAGUUCUCAUCAGGGAAGUUGACCAGAGAUGAAGGCUGUGGGAUGGAAGAAUUGUCCCAUGACAAAAGCCCUUGCAUAGAAGAGCUGCCUGCCAAGGCAGAAGAACCAGAACAACAGACCAUAAUAAGAGACCAGCCUCAAGAGGGUCCCAUGGCUGAAGGGCUGCUCCACACUGCAGAUCCCAAAGCGCAGGAGCCACCCUGGGACUUGGAGUUUAAUGUAGGACAAGAUCUACGGUGCAGGAGCCCUACAGUAGGAGAAACUGCCAGGGACAGUGACCUUACCCUGGGGCAGCCAACACAGGAUGAGUCCCCUCCCAAAGAAGAUGCUGAUGUCCUGCACUCCAACGCCCCUGUAGCAGGAUUGUGUCAAGGAAGCAAGACCUACCGGCUCUCUACCUUGAUCUUUGAAGGAGGGGAAGAGCUGCAAGUGAGCAGUGGGACACAUCCAAUAGAGUCGGGGUCGUUGCUGUGCAUGGCUGGGAGGACAGGAGCUGUGUCCCAGGAGCAUGGGGACGUGGUCUCGGGCAGCUGUCAGGACAACGACAGCUACAGGAAAACCUCCGUGGCCUCCAAGAUUAAGAUGUUUGAGCAAAGAGAAGAGGAUCGAAGGGCAGCCCAGGAGGAGCAAGAGUCUAUGCCUGAAGCUGGGACAGCAGCAGAAGCAAUGGGGAAGAUGCAUCUGGCAAUGCCUGUGACUCCAGUGGGACCUGCAUCCAGUGUGGGCUCAUCAGCCCUUGGGCAAGGGGCUGGUUCAGGAGACACCUCCCAGGCUCUGUCUCUGAAGGAAGAUGUUUCUGUUGACGUGGAGCAGGAAGGAGAAGACAGUGCUGACCUGGCCUCCCCCGACUCUGGCUGUGAACUCACACUGGCGGAAGCCGUGAGCAAAUCUCAGGAACCAAGUGGGGAAGAAAAGGAUUUAUCUGACCCGUCAAUAAAAUCCAGCCUGAAAGAAGAGAAUUUAAAGACUGCUGUUCCAGUGGUCUCCCAGAGAGCGGGCUUGAGGGAGGGCACAGAGGAGAGAGCUAAGCCACCGCGGCACAGGGCUCCCGAGAGCGACACCGGCGAUGAGGAGCAGGACCAGGAGAAGGACUCGGUCUUUCUGAAGGACAACCACUUGGCCAUCGAGCGCAAGUGCUCCAGCAUCACGGUCAGUUCAACCUCCAGCCUGGAAGCAGAGGUGGACUUCACAGUGAUCGGUGACUUCCACGGCACAGCCUUUGAGGACAUCUCCCGGAGCCUGCCUGAGCUGGACAAAGACAAGAGUGAAACGGAAGAUGAAGGCCUGGUUUCCUUCCGGGACAUUGACAAAGUAGUUCCAGGACUGGAAGAGGAUGUCAAAGGCGGGGAGAAGGUCUCCCAGCCCAGGCCAGAUGCCUCCCAGCUAGAGUCAUCAGCCCCGAAAACUGAUGCUGUGACCAUCGGCCAGGGGCUGGGCAUGAAGAAGCCUGAAGCAGAUGGCUCUGCUCCCCACCAGGUUGGCACCACAGAUGCAGCCCAGGUGGAAGGAGGCACCCCAGGCAGCAGGGACACUACAGCCACUGCUCACGCUGGCACCACAGAGCCAGAUCACAGCACCAAGGCUGGGAAAGGGGCUGUUCCCUCAACAGAUCUUCGCUCCCUCUCACCGAUCACCAGCAGCUCUGCUGGGAAGGACGUGCUCACCAGCAUAUUCAGUGCCACUGCGGAAACCCUCUCGACUUCCACCACUACCCACGUUACCAAGACUGUGAAAGGAGGGUUUUCUGAGACCCGAAUAGAGAAGCGCAUCAUUAUCACAGGAGAUGAAGAUGUGGACCAGGACCAGGCACUGGCUUUAGCAAUCAAAGAGGCAAAACUACAGCAUCCUGACAUGCUGGUAACCAAAGCUGUGGUAUACAGAGAAACAGAACCUUCUCCAGAGGAACGGGACAAGAAACCUCAGGAAUCUUGACCAACAUGUUCAUGGAAGUCAGCAUCUGUGUUCAAACCUGGAGAACAGCGGAGAAGGAGCCUUCAUGCUGGAUUUGUCAGCAAGACGUAGACAUCCUGGCUGCAAUGUUCAUGGCGAGAGACAAAAAUUUUUAACAAAGGAAUAGCAAAUAUAUUAUAUAUAUAUAUAUACAUACAUACAUAUAUAUAUAUAUAAAACCAGGAAACAAAAUGCAUCCUUGCACUGCUGCUAUAUGCUGGAAAUAAUAGCAAACAACACCACCAACAAAGCCAACCCUCUGCAGAUAAAUUGAAGAAUUUACUGGAUUGGUGAUAAAAUAAGAUUAAAAAAAAUUAAAUCAUAAUAAUAACAAGAAUAUUGUUAACAAUAAGCCACCAUCUUGCAUGUUACAUUAAAGGAUACACAAUCAUGAGUUCAUUUGUUGCACACUGAAUGGAAAGGAAAACUGCUUUGCAACAAAGCAAGAAAUAAGCAAACUUGAAAUAAAAAUAACAAAACCACAAGCAGAAGCAAAACCAUUCCCCACCUCUGGAAAGAAGAGAGAAAAACACUGAAUUUAUUACCUUAGAGUUAUUUUCUGAUUCACAAGUGUCGUUUUGCCCUUCUCUUUCCAUGCUGGUUCUUUUGCAUCCUUUGGGGUUCUGUUAACUCUUCCCCUUCCUCUCCUUAUCUUCUCCUCUGUGCACUUGUCCAACCUCUUGUUCUCUGAAGGUAUUUAAGAAGGGGUUUCAUUUCAAACAAAACAAAUGAUAUGUAUAUGGUUUCUCAUUUAUAAAGAAGCAGGCUGUAGGGGUUUCAUAUGGAUGUGCAUUUAAGUUAUGUAUAUUAUUAUAUAUAACGAGGGGGGAGGGAGGGAACAAUACUGAAAUAAUUCAACAGUGCUGGUAAAUAUGACAUUUUUAAAUUAUUAACUCUUUGAUGGACCGUGGUUGGUGUAUUUUGAGACUCUUGGAUCACACGUGGGACUCCCAGUCCUGCAAGAAGAGAACGGGGAAGGGUUCAGCCGCUGCUGGAUCUGGGGAGGAAGGGAAGAGGGUGAGAGAUGGGAGAUGUCCUGCCGGCUGAUCUGCAGUGUGUGAUGGUUGGAUGUGGAGGGGCAGUGGUGACUUGGAUGGGCAGGGAAGGAGGUUGAGGCUGUGGCUCCAGCAGCUGUAGGCAGGAUCUGGCCCUCACCCAGAGCUAUGGGAAUCAGCUGAGAGCAAGGUGGCAGCCGCAGGACUGUGUUCAUCGCUCACCUCCAGCCCAUUGAGCCAUGCCGGUGGUUGGGGUGGUUUUGCUUUGUUUCUGGAUCCCAGUGAUGAAGUUACUUGAGCUUUGUAGUAGGGUUGAAGGCAGAGGGGUUGUUUCUGCUUUGCCUCUCCUGCUGCCCAGGGUGUGAUGGCAAGGGCUGCCCGAGGCACUGUGGCUGGUGACAGUGGUGGCAGGCUGGUGGCAGUCCUUCCCAGACCUGCCUAGGGAUGGGCAGUGGAAAGACUGAGCUCUCUCCAUCCCCUCAGAGUGUCCCCAGCAUCCCAGGCUGGACAAGAGAGCCCCGGCCCUCUGCUUAAGAAGGUGUGUAUGGAGGAGAUGUCAGUGGAGAUGCCUUCCCCCAGCUCAUCCCAGCUUCGGCCCUUGGCCACAUGCUUCCUCUAUGGCUGCCUUUGGAAGAGGAUCAUGGGCCAAGCCCAGGGCCUUGUACACUGUGAACCAGGCAGUUAGGGUAGACUUGGAACCAAAAUGAGAAAGUAAAGGAAAUAAACGGGUUUCCUUCUUGGAAUCGCCUCUAGCUCCUGCGGAAACAGAAGGGCCCAUGACUCUGCACCAUUUUGCCUUUAGUCUCCCACCCCUCACACAGACUGUGCCCAGAAACAGGUUCAUUUUGCCAGGUCCUGCAGUGGCUCGGAGGAUGACAGAGAGCAGGAGAGCCUGCACCACGAGGAUGUGGGCAGCCUGGGCUCACUGCCUCUGCUGUCCUAGGAGACAGCCUGCUCCUUGGCAGCCGCUGUUCACCACCACAUCCCUGGAAAGUCUGUUCUCCUUCUGGCAGAGAGGUUUCUCCUGCAGGUGUGAAAGGCGUGAGCACAGGCUGCUUGGGAAGAGAACAGAGCUCCUGGCUGGUGCCAGUGCUGCCAGGUUGUGAGGGUCUCCCCUGCUUCCAUCCAAGCGCCUUUAGUUAGAGACCAGGCCCCCAACCAAAAGAGUGAAAGCAGUUGUGAAGAGGCUGCUUUUCUCUUUUCCCAGUACCCCAAACCAGUUGUAAUCAGCAGUGGCACUUUUGGAAAGAGGCGGGGAGGUGGAGGACUUGUGGUCUGUACAACAGGGCUGGUGUUCAGCACACUGUGUGUUCCAUGCCCUAAGGAGCCCGCCUGGCUUGGACCCCUUUAGGAUGCAACCAGAGGCUACUGUGAAGCUAGAUACUUGCUUUUGACACCGUGUAGCUGUAAAACUGAAGGUUCCUGUUCAAAUGAUUGGCCUAACAGGGUUAGACUUGAUGUGCGCUUGGUCUGAAGUGAGUUACAUUUGGAGUGAGGCGAUGCAGUCCCUGGCUUCCACAGUGUGUUCAGUGGGUGACAGUGUUUAGAAACUAUAGAGAAAAACACAAGGAGAAAGGAUAGGGAAAAGCUCCCAGCUUGUUCAGUGGGCGAGGUGUGGGGUUCCUGUUGCUCAGCACCACCUGCGACCCCCGUGGGCUCUGCUCCCCCAGCCUGCCCAUCCCCUUACUCUGUUUCAGAUAGCUGAUCACUGCUUGCUUUCUUCCCGGGACCUUUCUGUUGAAAGGGGUGGGAGACACGAGUGCCUGUUUUUACCCGAUCCCACAGACUCAUUCCAAACCUGGCCUGCGAUUGCAUGAGUAAUAAUGGCAGUAACAGUAAUAAUAUUUAUUUUUAUUUGAGAAGCACCUUACCAACCAACCGCAACGCUCUGUUGUUCCUUCACUAACUCUCCUUUUCCCUUGUUCUCCCUCUCCCCCCUUUGGUCAUAUUCCUUUUCAGUGCUUGGUGGUGUAUGCGUGUGUGCUCACUGUUCUUGUACUCAAUAAAAGUGAAAUAAAUGUGUUUGAUGCUAAAUCA
Melopsittacus undulatus (budgerigar) is the source of this 5912-nucleotide messenger RNA. It is a transcript of the gene EPB41L1, whose product is annotated as erythrocyte membrane protein band 4.1 like 1. The coding region runs from base 298 to 2862 and encodes 854 amino acids. Gene Ontology annotation, biological process: cortical actin cytoskeleton organization. The record is from RefSeq and is a predicted model, not a curated record. Lineage: Eukaryota; Metazoa; Chordata; Aves; Psittaciformes; Psittaculidae. Gene Ontology annotation, molecular function: structural molecule activity; actin binding. The transcript is spliced from 10 exons. Gene Ontology annotation, cellular component: cytoskeleton; plasma membrane.